Messenger RNA from Lotus japonicus, 513 nucleotides. RefSeq lists its product as uncharacterized. Gene Ontology annotation, molecular function: proton transmembrane transporter activity. NCBI's taxonomy places the organism in Eukaryota, Viridiplantae, Streptophyta, Magnoliopsida, Fabales, Fabaceae. The record is from RefSeq and is a predicted model, not a curated record. The transcript has 3 exons. Bases 155 to 316 code for a protein of 53 amino acids. Gene Ontology annotation, biological process: proton motive force-driven ATP synthesis.
GUGAGACUGAGUCACAGUCUUAUUCUCUGGUUCUACCAAGCUAGGGUUCAACAAUCGACAAUUGUGGAGGAGAGCAGCGAGUGAGUGUCUUGCGUUCUUCUUCGUUCGUAAAUCGUUUCGUUUCCUUCUACUACUCUGUUCUUCAUUUGAUCUCAUGGCACCACCACCAGGGCCUUAUUCUGGUACCAGCACCCUAGCUUUGGUUGCUCGAGUUUCUGCUUUCUCUGUCGGUGUCGUUUAUGGAGCCAUUAAGCUCAAGUACGUCAAGGCAAAAGCCAAGUCUCAACAGAAAGCUCAUGCCAAGGCUCAUCACUGAAAGCAAUGAGAUCCCUAGCAUGCAUUGAGUAGAAUACUGAAAUAAUUCAUCUCGAGGAACUGCAAUGUUUUAUCCCAUUUUUUUCCUGGUUUAACCGUUCGAUAGCCAUGAUGCGUUGAAUUUAGUGCACUAUGAAAAUGUUCAAUUUUCACGAUUUUGCAUUGUUUUAAUAAUUACUGUCUUACUUUGAGUUCCAA